UCUUGAUCAAGUAGAAAACGAUAAAAAUAUACUCUUCAGAUGCAUCGGAUAUUUUAUGAUUAUGGCAGUACAGAACCGGCUUACCUCUUUUGGAAACUGUCAAUUUUCUGGCGAGGAAGAAGAWGCUAUCAACUUUGCACUUCGACAGAAACUUGGACCAGAAUACAUCAGUUUACGAUCUGGUGCUGGGGGCCAAAAACUUGCAUACAUAGAAGGAUGGAGGGUGAUCAAGUUAGCAAAUGAGACCUUUGGUUUCAAUGGAUGGUCACAUUCUGUUACAAAUCAGAAUAUAGACUUUGUAGAUCAGGUUGGCCAGAAAUACUAUGUWGGAAUCAGUGCUUUUGUAAAAGUACAACUUAAGGAUGGUGUCUUUCAUGAAGAUAUUGGUUAUGGUGUCUCUGAAGGAAUGAAAUCUAAAGCUCUUGCAUUAGAAAAAGCAAGGAAAGAAGCUGUUACUGAUGGCUUGAAAAGGGCACUCAAAUGUUUUGGUGAAGUAAUGGGAAACUGCAUUGGUGACAAAACUUACCUGAAGUUUAUCACAAAACAAACAAAGCCUCCUUCAGAGGAGUAUGAUCCAAGUGAAUUUAGAAGGGAAAAAUGUCCAGUUGUAAAACCAGCAAGAAAAAGGCCUGCAGAUUACGAUGCACAAGAAGUAAAUCAAGAAAAUAGACCUAUUAAAUGUGAGACCAAAGAGGAAGCUAGAGAAAGGAUUCCCCUGCCAACAAAAGCUGAGAAACACAAUAUGACAGAUGGCAAUCAUGCCCACCAAAACAGAACUAACUGUAGCACUAAUAAUUACUCUCAUGGAAAAGGAUUAACUGAAAAUAAAAUGAAUCAUACAGCACAAGAGAACAGGAGCAAUGGCCACAGCCACAGAAAACAUGGCUCAAGGAGUCACACAACACCUCAUGUCACUAGUGCAAGUCACACAACACCGCAGCAUAGUAGCAAUUCAAGUCACACAACACCUCAGUAUAGCAGCAAUUCAAGUCACACAACACCUCAUAUUGUCCACUCAAAACCUCACCAAAGUCACACAACACCUCAACACAUUAAUCGACCAAGUCACACAACACCUGGACAUAGUAGCAAUUCAAGUCACACAACACCUGGCACAAGUCAUACAACACCUCUGCAACAUUAUAAUAGUAGAUGUCACACAACACCCAGUACAAGUCACACAACACCCCUACAACAUAUUAAUAGUAAAUGUCACACAACACCGGGUACAAGUAACACAACACCAGGUCUUACUARUGGUUCAAAUCACAUGACAGCAAUUAAUCAAGCUUCUGAGGGAGGAAAUGUUACACCUUCAUUGAAUGCUGUUCAAACAAAUAGUGUCAUUCCAGAGGAUGAUUCAAUGCUGUGGAAUCAAUCUUUUGGCUUUGAUGAGGCCUUGCUGUCUUGUGAUGAAGAUGUGUUAUCAGGUGAAAAAGAAAACAAGGAGAACCUCAACCAACAAGUCAACAAGAGGUGA
Messenger RNA from Exaiptasia diaphana, 1480 nucleotides. RefSeq names its product DNA repair protein RAD52 homolog. The transcript has 8 exons. Bases 56 to 1480 code for a protein of 474 amino acids. Gene Ontology annotation, biological process: DNA recombinase assembly; mitotic recombination; double-strand break repair via homologous recombination. Lineage: Eukaryota; Metazoa; Cnidaria; Anthozoa; Actiniaria; Aiptasiidae. Gene Ontology annotation, cellular component: nucleus. The record is from RefSeq and is a predicted model, not a curated record.